This is a messenger RNA of Penaeus monodon (black tiger shrimp), 2661 nucleotides long. RefSeq names its product vacuolar fusion protein CCZ1 homolog (gene Ccz1). Gene Ontology annotation, cellular component: Mon1-Ccz1 complex; intracellular membrane-bounded organelle. Gene Ontology annotation, biological process: vesicle-mediated transport. The transcript has 11 exons. NCBI's taxonomy places the organism in Eukaryota, Metazoa, Arthropoda, Malacostraca, Decapoda, Penaeidae. The record is from RefSeq and is a predicted model, not a curated record. Bases 100 to 1485 code for a protein of 461 amino acids.
GCGGAGCCAAUCUUUCGAACACAGCCGCCUGUGUUUUGGGCCGAAGGACCUGUCACUCACAUAUGGUUCCUCUCUGCUUAUCAGCCUUAUAUCUGUAUAAUGUCAGUUGAAAAUUCGUCUGAGCCGGAGCUUUUGAACUUCUUCAUAUUCAACGCUAGCUAUGGACAGAAGGAAGGUCACGAGCAUGAAAAAGUAUUAUUUUACCAUCCAAGUUCUACCGAGAUAGACAUACAAGUCCGUCAUGUUGGGCUGGCAGAAGCUAUUACCAGAUUUUCAAGUACAUUCAAGAAAGAUGGUGACUGUGAGGCUGUGCACACGCAGAAGACUAGACAAGCCUUUUACCAGCCAGAACCCAAUAUCUGGAUGGUUUUGACAGUAUCGGUGGGCUGGAUCACAAAGAAGCGAGACACAGGACCAGUGCGGGAAUACCAGAGUGAGGGCGUUCAAGAUGUGGUCCUGCGAGCGCGGCUAGUCAACAUGUACCGUGCCUUCACGCUUCAACACGCAUCCUUCACUAGGGUCCAGACGAGUUCAGGAUUACAGGCACUCAAGUCCACGCUAAACAGUUUCUUUAGUAGUUACCUCUCUUCGGUGGAAGUCAGUGGAGGCGACAUCCUCUCCGUGUGGUCAGGAGUAUCAUUCCUUCCCCUUGACAGACAGACAUUCCUGAGGAUCCACUGCUGUCUCUCACUCCUUCAGGGUUCCUUCCCCAGCAUCAGCCACACAGCUUUCUUUUACAAUAAUCACGUUGUCUGGUGUGGUCUGGGGAUGGAGGACCUGCGAUCUCUCUCCCAGUACCUGAACAAUCAGCUGCUGCCAGGGUGUUUGAGUAGCAGCUCAGCAGGCCAUCCCUCCAAAGCUUCCAGCUAUCUCUCCAGGUACAGGGAUCCUGGCUGCAGGUUCGUUGGAAUAGGUGUAACGCCCAGCAUCCAGAUACACGCACACAACGAGAGUCGAGACCUCAAACCAUAUCAUUUGUUAGUAUACACCCUUGCAGGAGCUACCGUCUGCCUCACUUUACCAGGUAACUUCAUGUAUUAUCAGAAAUCUCUCGGUGUCACUGACUCCAGUGACUUCUGGCAACUGUCCUGCCGUUUGGCCCAGGAAUCCGCUAUGUUUAGCUUGAAUCGCUCUUGUCAUAGCCAUACCCAUCAUGAUGAAUCUAUAGCAGUUAAUCCUCUUAUAGCAAACCACAGAGUUUUGAGUGUUUUUCUGAACUAUGUAUUGAUACUUUUCAUCUUGGAAGAGACAUCAGCCACAUUUUUUCCUUUAUGUCUUUCAACUGAUUCUGUUUUUAAUUAUAGGUGUAAUAGUGGUGAGUUGGUGGUAAAAACCUCCCAAGAUCACUGGGUCGUCGGUCGAUGUGGAGACGGACGGGAAUUUUAUGUUGUCGUGAGUCACAAAAAUGCCAACUUAGUGGAAGUUACAGAUGAAGUGAACAGGAUGUGCUCCUCUCACUUCAGCAACAUCUUCAUGGUUGAAUGAUACUGAAUCCAGGUGACGUUUGUUGUCGGUUCCUGAGACUUCGGACCUCAGACUUCAAGGGCCUUCUGAUUCCUUGAUCAUAUUGAUCACUGGUCACGCUGAUUGCAAGUCACUUAGUUGGGAGUCCAUACAGUUGCCAAAGUUUACUGUUUACUGCAGUUAUUCCUGGAAGAUAACUGGACAUUGGCAUUUAGAUCUAUGAUUACUAUGAAAUAGUAAGUCUUUUUUGUAAAUUAUUCUCAAGGUCAGGCAGUAAUGUAGUUGUUGGGGUUAAAACAGUUGAUUCAUGUGAGACUGCAAGAUCUUUAUUCAGCAACAAGGGAAUGAAAAUGAGAGUAUGUAUUUAUUGAUUAGAAAUUAGUGAUAUUGAUGUAUUUAAUCUUGUUAGUUUACUUCCCCUCUGAUAGAUAUGAUAAUCAAAAAGGAAAAAAGGAAUAAAAUGCCAGAUUUAUGAAGCAAAAAGAGGAUACCACACUAAUCAAAGAUUUAUGUUAUUGUAAUAUGUACAAUAGAAUAUGGUUAUUAUACUUUUUGUGGUAUGCCUUUUUGUCUUUUAUUUGAAUUAUCAUUCAUCCUGAGCACAGAUAUGGGAUUUUAAGUAAUACAAGAAAUUGUUCACAUUAUGGUAGUGUAAAGUGAUUGUUUUUUUAUAGAUUGGUUGACAGCUUUUCAGUGACUGAAAAAUAUCUUUAAAAGUAUGUUUGAUAAUAGUAAUAAUAAAGAAUAUUAUGGUCAUAUCUAUGCAUCAUGAUAGUGUUAUUACAAAAUUUUCCAGUAAGUACAGUAUUAAAAAAAUGUUUGUUAUCUUGGCAGCUGCCAAACUGUAAAUAACAGCAAGUCCGUAUAAAUAGACAGAAAUCACCUUCAGGUAUGGACUUGUGAUGGCACAGAUAUAAGCCUCCUCCUGUUGUAGAUACCCAAGAAUUAUUUUCAAUGGUAAACACAAACCAAGCCAAACAGAUGAACAAACACACACUCCACAUGCACAUCCACCCACCCACCAGCCUGCCCAUACAGUAAAAUGUACAAAGAUUGGUGUACAUAUAUGUAAAACUGCCUCUGGUCUUGGUACUGGUGAUUUAUACAAGUGCAAGAAUUUUUAAAAUGUUUUGUUUGAAUAUGCUGUGAUUUUACAACUUUAAUGUAUAGGAUAAAAAUAAAAAGUAAUGAAACUUU